This is a messenger RNA of Wallemia mellicola CBS 633.66, 1598 nucleotides long. RefSeq lists its product as hypothetical. Bases 15 to 1598 code for a protein of 527 amino acids. NCBI's taxonomy places the organism in Eukaryota, Fungi, Basidiomycota, Wallemiomycetes, Wallemiales, Wallemiaceae. Gene Ontology annotation, molecular function: protein binding. The transcript is spliced from 2 exons. The record is from RefSeq and is a predicted model, not a curated record.
GAAGAACUGACGAAAUGCUCGGUUUAUUUAGACAGACUGUCGUACUAUCAACCAAAAGAAUACCACGUAGAGCACCUAGAAAGCCAACAUACGAUGGUACAGGGAAGCUACAGUCUACAGAUUCCUACCUUCUCGCUGCGAGAGUGAAGGAACUCAGUCAGAAGAAGAAAUUCAAUGAGGCUUAUGCAGUUGUACAAAAUGAAUCUAGAGGAAAUGGCCUUGCUAAUGUCGUCGUAUGGAACCAGCUACUCCAGGAGUCACGCAUAAAUCAGAAACCGAGCGAUACAUACAAGCUUUUCAUGGAGAUGAAAAAGAGAGGUAUUACACCAAAUAGCCGUAGUUACACUAUUGUUUUUAGAGCACUAAGCGGUGUAGAUAAAGAGAGACCCACUAAGAAGGUUAUAGAAGCUGCAGAGACUAUCUUUCGUCAAUUUGGCAUUUAUCAGCAAAGUCUAGAUGACGAAAUAGACAGAAAUUUGGUGGAGGAAGAGAGAAGUGUGCUCCCUAUCAACGCAUAUCUAUCUAUAUUGUCAAAAGUAGCACAUUCAAAGGAUAUGAUGGAUGUAUUUGAGGAUAUGGCAGAUAUCGGUCCUUCCUCUGCAGAUACUUACACCUACACGACACUCUUUCAGGGUCUUCUCAAGGCAGGACAGAGGGAAGACGUUGAGAGAGGACUCACGCUUUGGAAAGUCUACAUGGACAGACUAAAAGAUGCCUGGAAACAUAGCAAAGACACUCCAGAAUGUCAGAGAUUGCUCCCAGACACGGCCUUGAUAUCGACUGUAUUGAGACUUCUUAGUAAAGGCACGCCAAAGGACUGCAAGACGGGUCUGAUGAUUGCCCAUAUUUUCUUAGGUGUACCUUCACAUUCACCAUUUAUAGAGAAAAAGGAACUAAACAUACCAAAAGUUGAACUCAAUGAUCGUAUUAUAGAUUCGCUGUAUCACUUAGGAUUGGCAGCUGAGAGGCCGUCACUGGUAAUCAGACAUGCUGACUUUUUACUCGCUAUGGAUAGCGUGAAGAAGUACAUAAGUACGCGUAGUAUGUUCUUUGCACUGCUUGCUUGCGCACAGGAGGGAAAUUCCGACAAAGCUAUUGAAUAUCUUCAUAUGAUGUGCACAGAGCUCAGACGUGCACAACCAGAUUCACAGUCAUUUGAUCAAGCAAUGAGUGCUGCAAUGAAAGCUCGUUCAUACAAGCAUGCAAAGGAAAUAUAUGAAAUGGCAAUUUCAACGAAGACAGAAGUAGACAUAAGGAUAAUGAGCUCAUUUAUUAAAGCUGCGUUGUCAACUGGAAACACUGGUCAUAUCUUCGAUGCUAUGGAAAUCUUUUCCAAGUAUGGUAUCACCCGCUUUAUCAAAUCCGAAGACAAAGAACAAUCUCGGACGACGAAUAAGCACCAGCGCUUUUGGGAACAUAGACUAGCUACAGGACUUAGAGAUGCACUUGAUAAGCUUAAAACGCAGAAUGUACCCGGUAGGACGCGGAAGCAUAACUUACUCUUCGGUGAAUACGCGAGAGUGAUAGCCGGAAUAAUUGGAGAGAAGAAAGUAGUGAAUAGUAGGAACACAUAUGAUGAAUGGGAUAUAGACUUGUAA